Messenger RNA from Sorex araneus (European shrew), 3120 nucleotides. It is a transcript of the gene SUPT4H1, whose product is annotated as SPT4 homolog, DSIF elongation factor subunit. Bases 83 to 436 code for a protein of 117 amino acids. Gene Ontology annotation, biological process: regulation of transcription elongation by RNA polymerase II; chromatin organization; mRNA processing. Lineage: Eukaryota; Metazoa; Chordata; Mammalia; Eulipotyphla; Soricidae. Gene Ontology annotation, cellular component: DSIF complex; nucleus. The record is from RefSeq and is a predicted model, not a curated record. The transcript has 5 exons. Gene Ontology annotation, molecular function: zinc ion binding; RNA polymerase II complex binding.
GCGCCGGAAGUGUUGGGAUUGUGGGUACUUCACUGUUUACUUCCGGCGGUGUGUAGUCCUGUGUGCCGGGGCGAGGGGGGCGAUGGCCCUGGAGACGGUGCCAAAGGAUCUGCGGCAUCUGCGUGCUUGUCUGCUGUGUUCGCUAGUCAAGACUAUUGACCAGUUUGAAUAUGAUGGCUGUGACAAUUGUGAUGCAUACCUGCAGAUGAAGGGUAACAGAGAGAUGGUGUAUGACUGCACCAGCUCUUCCUUUGACGGAAUCAUUGCAAUGAUGAGUCCAGAGGACAGCUGGGUCUCCAAGUGGCAGCGAGUCAGUAACUUUAAGCCAGGUGUGUAUGCAGUAUCUGUCACUGGUCGCCUGCCACAAGGAAUCGUGCGGGAGCUGAAGAGUCGAGGAGUCGCCUACAAAUCCAGAGACACGGCUAUAAAGACCUAGCUGGAGUCGUGGUCACCAUCCUUCUUGCCCCACCUUUCUUGCUCCUUAUUUUCUGUUGUGGAACUAAAUGGGCAGAGCUGCAGAUUCUCCACACUCUCCAGUUCUGAAGCUCUGCUGACUGUCUGGAGAGCAACUGUCCAGAGAGUGGCAUGAUACGCCCUCCAGGCUGGUGUGGCCCUGGGCCAUUUUACCACCUCCAAACUGCCGUUGGGGUGGGUGGGAUAUGAGUCGGGUGGGAGCUUGAAUUGAGUUCCUGCGUAGGAUGCUGGUUUUCCUACCCAUUCCCAGAGCUGCCUUUGGGGCAGUAUCAUGGGUCAAAUGUCAAUAAACAUGAACCUCUGGAAAGUUCUUAAAACAGAUGUGUUGCCUCCCUCCUCUUUUCCUUGGACACAUGAAGCACUGGUCCUGUGAGCAUCUCCCCACAGCAGCGGAGGUUUUUCUGCUGUGCACCAUCCAGCUCUUCGCCCUGUAGUGGAGGCCUGUGUAGCGUACUUGUGUGAGGCUUUGGGAAGGUCUCCCGGCCUAAGUCUCAGCAGCUCCGUGGCCUGCUAGAGUUAGUGUCUAGGCCUGUACCUCUUUGCCUCACACUGGCAUAGCAGUUGUCCUUUAAGGAUGUCGCGAGACUUAGUAAUGUUCCCUGUACUUGUCUUUACUAUUUACGUGGGGCUCCUUCACCCUCAAAGGGGAUCUUGAGUGAUAACCAAAUUAAAGUUAUUUGUUGGAGAAUUUUUAAUUUAUCGGUUAUUCUCAUUUGCUAAAAUUUCCACCAAAAGUCCUGGUUACUAUCCCCAUGUUAGUGUUCUGUGUCCUUGCCAUCCAUGAAACGAAUGGGUACAGCCUGCCUGUUUCAGCCUCAGGAUCCUGAUUUUGAAAUGAAACACACUAUCAUAAAACAUUUUAUGAAAGGUAAAAUCCACUCGCUUCCCCUUUCUGAACCGCUCUUCAGUAUACGUGCUAUGAGCACAGUCGGUCAGAUCCAGGGGGAGACGCAGACUUGUGAGCGCAGGGUGGUCUGACUCACUAGAGGUGCCCAGCCUCGUUUUGUCUUUUAGCCACCUGGUGUUGCUAGUGAGUCAGUUUCUUUUGUUACCUGUGGCCAGGGAUGUGUGGGAAGGAGGGACAGAUGCUGACUCUUCUGGCCUGCCUUGUUCUCUAAAAGGCUCAUGGGAAGAGUGCUCAAAUUGGCCCCGGCUACCCAGGUCCCCCAAAGAGGACUUUUUCUGAUGUGUGAUGUCUUCAGCCUCUGAAGGAGUGGCCUUACAGUUAGCCCCAAAUCCAAGCUGAGUUUUUUAUGGGACAUGACUCUUGUGUCAUAGAACACAUCGUAUGUGUGGAGCUCUGCGUUCCUUGCCACCCACCACAGUUUUUCUUCUGUGGUGACAAGAACUUCGAACCCCAGGCCUCACACAUGCAAGGCAAGUUCUGUACACCAAGCUCCAUCUCUGGCCUAUGAAUAGAUUUCUAAGGAUUUCCCCCGCCCAGCAGACCGAAAGCACUCCAGGGGAAGUAGUUUCUGCUCAAUUCAGUCCGAAAGCCUUGGAAGCAGACCCACAGGCCAAUAGCUGACAGAGGGAAUUCGCGGGGCUUGUAAGAGUGCCUAGGCUGUGCCGCUAACGCCCAACUUUCACUGGCUUUCUCAAAAAGUCCCUUGGAAAUCCCCAGCUGCUGUCCUUCGUGUCUGACCCGGACGUGGCUGCUUGGUGAGAAUGGAAACAGUUGUGGGGAGGGGAGACGGGAGCUGUGUGCAAAUAACCACACUCGGGCUGCCUCAGCCCCACGCGGAGCUGGGGCCCUAACUGUCAGCCUCGCAGGAAAUGAAAGACAGGCACUAGUGGUUGUGGGGGAGGGGUGGCAAGUUGCAGGGACUGGAUUUCACAGACAUUGUGUCUCAGACUCUGCCUGCCACCUGCUUCUUGAAUUUGCUUGCGUUCCUCUUCUCAUCUUGAAACCCGUUUAUGGUGCCGCUCGGCCAGGCAGUAGUAAGUGACGGUGCUGGAGUCCUGGAGCCUGAAGAAACAGAAACAGGAGUCGUUGUUGGUUCUUCAGAGCCCCUGAGAGUGAGCAGUGCUGUGUGGAAGAGGAGGGGCGGGCACUGGUAUGGUCACCCUAAAUUCUAGGCCACGAGGGCUACGUUCUGCCCAGUGUGUCUGCCAAAGGUCUGAGCCCUUUGCAGAGGUCUCCUGCCCAGUGGCUUGUCUCCCUUUGGUCUCCUGCCCAGUGGUUUGGCUCCUCUGCAGAAAGGCAAGGGUCUUGCCUAGUUCAGGACUGAUAGCAGUGAGCAGACUGCCUCCUGGCCUGCUUUUUCCUUUUUCUCCACUCCCCACCGCUUUGAAGGUCCGGAAACUAGGUUCCCACAGCCCGCAGAGCUCAACACAGCCUUCAACAAGGCCAGGACUCAUAGUUGUUGGGAGAGUUGGAACAUUCUGAUCUUGAAGGGAAAGUUUCUGCAACUACUGGGAAUGUGCUGGUGAGGGCCAGAGAGCCUGGGGGCUUCUCUGUAACAGGAUUUAUUCCUUGGACCUGGUCGUUUUCAGCCUGUCUGUAAUCUGGCUCGGUCUUGAUCCCUUCCUUGAGAACCUGAUCUCUGUGUAUCUAAGUGUCACAUAAUGCUUAUGAACAUCAAUAUCAUCCUUUAUAAGUUUGGUUCAUGUUUAGUACCAAUAAAGCCUUUUGUUUAAACUGCC